GAUACCGAUUAUUAUAUUAGUAGUCAAGGAGGUCAAUGCUGGAGACAGUGUAGUGACUGCAGACAGAGAGGCACCGCUGCAUCAGAACCAAAAUAACUGCGUGUGAUCUUUUUACGCUACAUUAGAAGCAGACUAUGAAUGUUUCAUCAGGUGAGUGCAGUUGUCAUAAUGCAUUCACAGCAGCAAAUGGCAGCAGGUAUUUCUCAGUUGAGGAUUCUCUUGAAUGAAGGGAGCGGUUACUGAAAAAUUCAGCAUCACCAACACACCUAUUGACGAUAUAUAAGUGACAUAUGUUAAUAUUUGGCGUUCAGCUGUUAAAGCUAAAUCGUUGUUUAGUGGGACUCCUGAAUAGAGCGUAGUCAUCGUCAAAGGUACUAGUGCUUUUCCUAGUAUGUCAAGCCAUAAUGAAUAAAGUUAAAAUAAUGAAGAUGUAGUUUUGUGUCGCGUGUUAUCAGCUAAAAUAGUAAUCAUACUAUUUAAACCCUCAGGAAACUCUAGUAUCAUAGCACUUGUGUAUCAUGGGAAGGAUAAUGAAGGGACAGAGACAUCAGUUAAAAUUAAAAAGACCAACACAAACAGGUUGUAAAGAUAUUCAGGCUAAGGAGGAAAUUCACCUACGAGUGACGUGCUCUGUCAUAAGCAUAAAGAAAGGCUUUUGUAUGCUUUUUGCAUAGUGUACAAAACCCAGUUUUCCCUGCCCAACCAGUUUUCUUCUAUCGUGACCCGAGCAUGCCAAGUGCAGGUUUUGUCAUGUCAGGCAAAGCACUGUCCCACAGCAUGUUUCUAACCUCUGGAAAAAUGUGAUGGCAUGUGUUCUUCAUCUGAAAAACAACAAAUUUUUUGCGUAGUUUUGUGUGUUUUCAUGCUUCAGUAUCUGAAUAUGUGGAGAGCCCAAGAAGAAAGGCUCAGAGAAAGGAUGGAGAGAGAAAAGGUCACAGAGCAGAAUCAGUGUAAGAGGAAGUUGAGAGUGUGUGUGGCAACAUGCAACAGAGCGGACUACUCCAAGCUGGCCCCCAUCAUGUUUGGGAUCAAAUCGCACCCAGAUGAGUUUGAACUGGAAGUCGUGGUGCUUGGUUCACAUCUCAUUGAUGACUAUGGGAACACUUUCCGUAUGAUUGAGCAGGAUGACUUUGACAUCGGCUCCAAGCUCCACACCAUUGUGAGAGGGGAGGAUGAGGCAGCCAUGGUGGAGAGUGUUGGGCUGGCGCUGGUGAAACUCCCUGACGUCCUACAGAGGCUGUGCCCUGACCUCCUGAUCGUCCACGGUGACCGGUUUGAUGCUCUCGCUCUGGCAACCGCUGCAGCGCUGAUGAACAUUAGAAUACUUCACUUGGAGGGGGGCGAGGUGAGUGGUACGAUUGAUGACUCAAUCCGCCACGCCAUAAGUAAACUGGCCCAUUACCACGCUUGCUGCACACGCAGGGCAGAGAAGUACCUCAUUGCCAUGUGUGAGGACCACUCUCGCAUCUUACUGGCUGGCUGCCCUUCAUACGACAAGCUGCUGUCAACUCAUCACAGAGAGGACUACAUGGAUAUUAUCAAGAGCUGGCUAGGUGACAAGGUGCAGGAGCAUGACUACAUUGUGGCUUUGCAGCACCCGGUCACCACAGACAUCCAGCACUCCAUUAAGAUCUAUGGAUUGAUGCUGGAUGCCUUAAUCUGCUUUAACAAGAAGACCCUCAUUCUCUUCCCUAACAUUGAUGCUGGUAGCAAGGAGAUGGUGCGCGCGAUGCGGAAGAAGGGCAUCGAGCAGCACCCCAACUUCCGAGCAGUGAAGCACAUUCCCUUUGAGCAGUUCAUCCAGCUGGUCUGCCACGCCGGCUGUAUGAUCGGAAACAGCAGCUGUGGGGUGCGAGAGGCCGGGGCUUUCGGCACCCCUGUCAUUAACCUGGGAACAAGGCAAACUGGCAGAGAGACAGGUGAAAAUGUUCUACAUGUCAGAGAUGCCGAUACAUACAAUAAGAUCUACCACGCUCUGGAGCUGCAGUUUGGAAAGAGAUACCCCUGCUCUAAGAUUUAUGGUGAUGGGAACGCAGUGCCUCGUAUUCUCAAGUUUCUGCGUACAAUUAACCUGGACGAGCCCCUCCAGAAGACCUUCUGUUUCCCCCCGGUGAAAGACUCCAUCUCCCAGGACAUAGAUCACAUCCUGGAGACGCAGAGUGCUCUGUCUGUUGACCUGGGGGGGACCAACCUCAGAGUGGCUAUCGUUUGCAUGAUGGGUAAGAUAGUAAAGAAGUAUACUCAGCCCAAUCCAAAGACCUUUGAGGCCAGGAUGCAGCUCAUAUUAAAGAUGUGCUCUGAGGCCAUGCUGGAUGCUGUCCGCCUCAACUGCAGAAUACUUGGUGUCGGAGUGUCCACAGGUGGGCGUGUAAAUGCACAAGAAGGUGUGGUCCUACACUCAACACAGUUAAUCCAGGAAUGGUCAUCAGUGGACCUGAGAACGCCCAUCUCUGAUGCCCUGCACCUACCCGUCUGGGUCGACAACGACGGCAACUGCGCUGCAUUAGCUGAGAGGAAGUUUGGUCAUGGCAGAGGAGUGGAGAACUUUGUGACAGUCAUCACAGGAACAGGUAUUGGAGGAGGGAUUAUCCAUAACAGCGAGCUGGUCCAUGGCAGCACCUUCUGUGCUGCAGAGCUGGGUCAUAUCAUGGUUUCGCUAGAUGGCCCAGAGUGUUCAUGUGGCAGUCGUGGGUGCAUAGAGGCCUAUGCAUCUGGCCAGGCUUUGCAGAGAGAGGCUAAAAGGCUGCACGAUGAGGACCUGCUAAAGGUGGAGGGGAGGGAUAUGAAGCUUUUGGAGCCCGUGACUGCUGCCCACCUCAUCAACGCAGCCAAACUGGGGAACUCCAAAGCUGAGGCUGCUCUGAACAAGGCUUCCACAGCUCUGGGUGUGGGGAUCAUCAACAUCCUGCACAUAGUGAACCCCUCACUAGUGAUUCUGUCUGGAGUCCUGGCCUCUUACUACCAAGCCCCAGUGCAGCAGGUCAUCACCGAGAGAGCCCUCUUCUCUGCCCAGAGCAUCAAAGUUCUCACAUCAGACUUGGAGGAACCUGCAUUACUUGGGGCUGCUAGCCUGGUCUUAGACUAUGCAACCCGAAGGACAUAUUGAAGGAUAUAGUCCUUAUUCACUUAGGACCGCUACCAACAAGACAACUGCAAAACUGAAAGAAAAGCACCUAACUGAACUUCCCAGAUAGAUACAUAAGCAUAUCUAAGGGAUACAUUUUGAAGUGUGAAAGCGCUAGCGAUUUUUUUUUUUUUUUCCCCCUGCUUGUUGAUAACCUUGAUGAAGACAGUUUUACUUGUGUUGUCUACAAAAAUACAAAUUCUCAAGCCUGUGAGAAUCAUGCCUUCACUAUGUCAGAUGUUGGCAAUAUAGUAGCCCAGAUACUUCAGGUGUGAGGUGGGUUCAUUAUGUGGACCAGAAAUCCCACCUGUCUUUCAUACCUACAUAGGCAAGGUUUAAUCAAGCCUCAGAGACUUUUCUUUUUAGAAAAAAGCAUCAGUUUUUGAGUAAGCUACAAAGCCAUCUUCAAGCCAAAAUGACCCAUACAGGACAAGGCUCACCCACUUUACUUUUGAUGUGAUGUGCUUUUUUUAUGGAAAAGACUGUUAAGAAAUGGAUAGCUUGUUUCAGAUGUGACCAAAAAUAUUGCUGAAACAUGCUCCUGUAGCUUCCUCUCUAUUCUCUGUGAAUGCUAUGAAUUUGUGUCUUUUUUCCAGAUAAGGGUGAUUGUCCAGUUAUUGUAUUACAUUUCCAUGUUGUGUUAUUAAUUUAAUUUAAUAACUUCAGUGAUGCUUGCGGACCUGACUGCAUCACUGUCAUGCUCAAAUGACGUUAAAGCACACCCUCUCGGUUAAUAUUGCUUAAUUUAUUGUGUUGGUAAAAAAAAACAAAAGCUUUAAGAAGGUUACUAUGGUGAUGGUUUUGGAUGUUUUAGGGGUAAUAAGUCAUUAUCAUAAAAUCAAUAUAAAUAUUUGCUCAUAUUAAUGGGCAGCAACUGUCUUAGUCUAAUUGCUGCUACUGUACGAUGAUGAGGGCAAUACCAAUACUUGCUUAAGAUAUACGCAAGAAAUUGACUUUACAAUCCACAGUGUUGUUGCCCUCUUGGGGUUUUUGCAACUUUCUAGUCACCAAGUAUUAACAGCCUUGAAAUAUUUAUAAAUGUAUGUUCACUGGUACAUAAAGGAGAGUCUGAUUUAUAUAUUUUUUAAAAAGGUUCGAUGUAAAGAGUGUGAGAAGAUUUUAAAAAUCUGAUACUGGGGUGAUGUGUUUCUGGGGGUCCAGUAGAGUAAAGAAGUUGACAAAGCUUUCUAUUUAAUUUAAUUGGUUUUCAAUUAAACGAUUCCAUAAGUUUUCCCAGUUGCACCUUUUACUUUGUAACAGUAACUGCAACAUUUCUGUGUGCACAUCACAUGAGUCUCCUGGAUAUUUAAACUGAACGAAAUAUUCAGUCACUUAACAUUGUUUAGUUGUUUUGUUAAGUAGUAAAUGGGAUUUUUGCUUUGUAAGCAUGGGCACUGGUUGUAACUGUGUUGGCUUCAGCAUUCCCAUAUCUGUUAUUGGAGCUCAGAGCACAGAAUUGCAGUAUCUCAGUCUUCCACAAACAUCUUGUGGAUGAUUAGUGAUUGUACCCUGUGAACUGGGUUUAGUGAAUUUUCCACAAGUGACCUCUUAUUAUGAAGUCAUUUCAGUUCUGUUGUUUGCGUAUUUUGAUAUGAAUUUGUAUGCCUGAAUUACAAUCAUCAUAAGCAGUUGAGGUGACAUAAUGUAAACUGUAUUUUUAUCACUUCUUUUUUUGUCUUUUUAAUCUUUUUAGCCACUCAGUCCCCAUUUAUGUCCCAAGACUUCAAAACCAUAAUCAUAUGAAAUGUUACAGCUCUGUAAAACUGUGCACCUGUAUCAGCAAAGAGCCAUGCCUUUAUUGUCUUUAGACUGUGGCGGAAGUGAUCUCUGUAAAGUUUGCAACAACUGGA
Molecule: messenger RNA, 4974 nt
Organism: Lates calcarifer (barramundi perch)
Lineage: Eukaryota; Metazoa; Chordata; Actinopteri; Centropomidae
Gene: gne
Product: glucosamine (UDP-N-acetyl)-2-epimerase/N-acetylmannosamine kinase
Exons: 14
Coding region: 809-3106 (765 amino acids)
Biological process (GO): UDP-N-acetylglucosamine metabolic process
Molecular function (GO): N-acylmannosamine kinase activity; hydrolase activity, hydrolyzing O-glycosyl compounds; UDP-N-acetylglucosamine 2-epimerase activity
Source: RefSeq, a predicted model, not a curated record